CAAAGAGCGAGAGCCCGGAGAGAAGCGGGAGGGAGAGGGAGGAAGACACUCGCACGCCGAGACUCGGGCACCAGAAUUCCAUUAGAAAAAAGUGAGCCGGCCAAGGGGUAGCGAAAGAAGGUGUUUUUGAAUCUUUCCUUCGUCUUGGAGAGAAAGAAGCGACUCCAGUCUCUCGUCCUCCAAGCUCUCGCUGGAUUGUUCCCUGGCGCUUCCCCCAUCGGUGGAUUGCUUUCUAUUUGCGUUUUUUUUUUUUUUUUUGCUGACCCCCACCCUCGCCGAUUCUUUCCAGCCCUUCACUGUCCCGUCACCUCUCCUCCCACCUCCUCCAGCCCCUCCAGAGGAGCACAGGGGAUCGGACCCACGGGGCCCCGCGCCUCCCGGACCAGCGGAGGGACGCAGACCUCGGGAUCGCUGUCGGUGGGAAGCAGACAUCCACAGAUGUACCUGUGUAUUUGAUUUUAGUGGGCGAGGGGGCUUCGAGAGGCGCCCACCGCCCUCCUUUCCCCACCCCCUCCAGCCAGCCCCUCCAGCCAGAGGCGAACAUCGCAGGACUCAGGAUAUUUAUCGGGUGGACUCGCUGGGAUCUCCGCAUUGGAUUUGGGGCUGAUUAUCACUGCUUGGGUAUUAUUACUGUUGUUAUUUUUAUUUUACCCAAGGGAGAAAGACAAAAAGAAACAAAAACACCAAACAACCAACCACAAAAAACCUGUGGGAUUUAUUUAACAUGAUCUUGGCAAACGCCUUCUGCCUCUUCUUCUUUCUAGAGGAGACCCUCCGCUCUUUGGCCAGCCCUUCCUCCCUGCAGGGCCCCGAGCUGCACGGCUGGCGCCCCCCAGUGGAUUGUGUCCGGGCCAAUGAGCUGUGUGCCGCCGAAUCUAACUGCAGCUCCCGCUACCGCACGCUGCGGCAGUGCCUGGCGGGCCGGGACCGCAACACCAUGCUGGCCAACAAGGAGUGCCAGGCGGCCCUGGAGGUCCUGCAGGAGAGCCCGCUGUACGACUGCCGCUGCAAGCGGGGUAUGAAGAAGGAGCUGCAGUGCCUGCAGAUCUACUGGAGCAUCCACCUGGGGCUGACGGAGGGUGAGGAGUUUUACGAGGCCUCGCCCUAUGAGCCGGUGACCUCACGCCUCUCGGACAUCUUCAGGCUUGCUUCAAUCUUCUCAGGGACAGGGGCGGACCCGGCGGUCAGCGCCAAGAGCAACCACUGCCUGGAUGCUGCCAAGGCCUGCAACCUGAAUGAAAACUGCAAGAAGCUGCGCUCCUCUUACAUCUCCAUCUGCAACCGCGAGAUCUGUAACCGCCGCAAGUGCCACAAGGCCCUGCGUCAGUUCUUCGACCGGGUGCCCAGCGAGUACACCUACCGCAUGCUCUUCUGCUCCUGCCAGGACCCGGGCUGUGCCGAGCGCCGUCGGCAGACCAUCCUGCCCAGCUGCUCCUACGAGGACAAGGAUAAGCCCAAUUGCCUGGACCUGCGCAGCGUGUGCCGCACCGACCACCUGUGCCGGUCUCGGCUGGCGGACUUCCAUGCCAAUUGUCGCGCCUCCUACCAGAUGCUCACCAGAUGCCCUGCUGACAAUUACCAGGCGUGUCUGGGCUCCUAUGCUGGCAUGAUUGGGUUUGACAUGACGCCCAACUACGUGGACUCCAGCCUCACUGGCAUUGUGGUGUCCCCCUGGUGCAGCUGUCGUGGUAGUGGGAACAUGGAGGAAGAGUGUGAGAAGUUCCUCAGGGACUUCACUGAGAACCCCUGCCUUCGGAACGCCAUCGAGGCCUUCGGCAAUGGCACAGAUGUGAACCUCUCCCCUAAGAACCCCUCACUCCAGGCCACGCAGGCCCCGCGGGCAGAAAAGACGCCUUCUUUGCCAGAUGACCUCAGUGAUAGCACCAGCCUGGGGACCAGCGUCAUUACCACCUGCACGUCUGUCCAGGAGCAGGGGCUGAAGGCCAAUAGCUCUAAAGAGUUAAGCAUGUGCUUCACAGAGCUCACGACCAACAUCAUCCCAGGGAGUAACAAGGUGAUCAAACCGGAGUCAGGCCUCUGCAGAGCCAGGCCUUCAGCCGCCUUGACCGCUGUUUCCUUCCUGAUGCUGAAGCUGGCCUUGUAGGCUCUGGGCACCACGUCUGGAGAUGACCGAAAACUAUGCGGACAAGGGCAGCCGCCUGACGAAAUGGAAACACACACGCACGCACGCACGCACGCACACACGCACACACCUUGCAAAAAAAAUUUUUCCCACCUUGUCUCUGAACCUGUCUGCUCCCAGGUUUCUUCUCUGGAGAAGUUUUUCUAAACCAAACAGACAGCAGGCGGGCGGCCUGAGAGCCACGUGGAGAUCCCCUGGCAAGGGCACCCCAGGGCCAAGGAGGGCACGAGGGUCUAGACAUGCCCUGCCCUUUCUUCUGGUAUUUUCCUCUCUGGACCAUGCUGUCGGAAGAGACCAAGACGAGACCCUGUGGCCCAAGGGACUUGUGGCUGUGCCUGAUGCAGUCUGGGCAGGACAGUGGCCGCUGCUCUUAUCAAGCUGCCCACUCUGGCGACCUGCUGGGGGCUGGCAGGGGGCGAAAGGUGAUGGAGCAGGGAGGCGGGCUCUUGUGGUCCAGUUGGGCACCUUUAGCCCCUCCACGUGGCUUCAACAGUGGAGUUUAUUUUGCCCUCCCUCUUGGGCCGGGCAGAUGUGCGCCUGACCUGUGGAGGUCUGUGACACAGGUCCCCCCUCUCCCACUGUAGCAAAGGGGGCUGGGCAGCUCCAGGGGCUUGGGAGCUCAGCCCACCCAGGAGACCCUCUGGGACAGAGGGAGCAAAACUCGGGCUCUGCUCUGAGCUGCUGCUUGCACCUUGGUGGCAGGAAUUUUGAAAUCAAAGAGAAAUGAUUCUUUAUUGGCUCUUUUGGUUUUUCGUGGGUCCAUUUGGUGGGUUUCCCUUUGGAGAGAGGAGCUGCUGAGAGGGGCAGAAAAGACCACGGUGGUAUGUGUACUGCCCCACUCUCUGGUCUCCGCAGCUCUCUCUCCCCUCUUCCGCCUUCUGUUUCCUCAUUUCCGAGAUGUACACCAACUGUAUGUACACACACAUUUUCCUUCUCAACAUAUAUGUAUAUACACAUCCAUAUACAUAUAUUGCGUGGUUCCCGUUUCUUUCCUUUUUUUAAGAAACAAAACUAUCAAAAUAAUACCCCCACAGAUGAGCGAAAUGUAUUAUUGUAAAGUUUAUUUUUUUUAUAACGUUGUCUAUAAUGGGAUAAAAGGAGAUUGACUUGCUGUGUCCCGGCCUAUCGGGCUGCCAGGCCGUGAAAGAGGGCUUCUGAUCGUACUCACGCUGAGCCCAGGCUCUAAUAAACGUCCUA
Messenger RNA from Rhinolophus ferrumequinum (greater horseshoe bat), 3340 nucleotides. RefSeq names its product GDNF family receptor alpha 2 (gene GFRA2). The record is from RefSeq and is a predicted model, not a curated record. Gene Ontology annotation, molecular function: signaling receptor activity. Gene Ontology annotation, biological process: nervous system development. Bases 725 to 2104 code for a protein of 459 amino acids. The transcript has 9 exons. Lineage: Eukaryota; Metazoa; Chordata; Mammalia; Chiroptera; Rhinolophidae. Gene Ontology annotation, cellular component: external side of plasma membrane; signaling receptor complex.